Coregonus clupeaformis (lake whitefish) is the source of this 2184-nucleotide messenger RNA. RefSeq names its product serine/threonine-protein kinase PDIK1L-like. Gene Ontology annotation, cellular component: autophagosome; cytoplasm. Bases 297 to 1628 code for a protein of 443 amino acids. Gene Ontology annotation, molecular function: protein serine/threonine kinase activity; ATP binding. The transcript has 4 exons. Gene Ontology annotation, biological process: peptidyl-serine phosphorylation; autophagosome organization; protein autophosphorylation. NCBI's taxonomy places the organism in Eukaryota, Metazoa, Chordata, Actinopteri, Salmoniformes, Salmonidae. The record is from RefSeq and is a predicted model, not a curated record.
UUCUGCAAAUCCAACUUUGUUGUUUUCAUUUGACUCGACGAUGGCGUUUAUUCCGUUUCAGAUUUACAUUUUACAUUUUAGUCAUUUAGCAGACGCUCUUAUCCAGAGCGACUUACAGUUAGUGAGUGCAUACAUUUUUCAUACAGAUGAAUCCUUUAGCCAAGUAAACAGAUACACACACUGUUAGUGAAAAAUGUAGCUAUCAAUUCCAUGGACAACAGGGUAAACUCAAACACUGGCUUCAAACCAAGAAUCUAAGACGAAUCCAAGUUCCUGUUGAUAUAGUGAGUCAGAAGAUGGAGGAGUUGUACACCCUUGAGAGGGAAGUGGGACGAGGCAGCUACGGGGUGGUUUUCCAGGGCCACAUGGCCAGAACAGGCCAGCGGGUUGCCAUAAAACACCUGCCCUGCAGUAGCCCAGAGUGCAUCGAGCUUUACCUCCAGGAGCUGUGGGCCAUGAGAGCUACGGCCAAGAACCACCCCAACGUCAUCGCCCUCCAUGGCUGCCUGCUGCAGACCGGACCCAAGACCCUGCAGCCCCUCAGGCCAGGCAGGCUGCCUCUGGACCUGGUGGAGAGCGCCCUGAAGGGGAGCGUGGUGGGGGUAGAGCACAACCAGGAGGAGAAAAGGACAAAUUCACACUCAUCUCAGUCUAAAACUAAGAACAGAACUAACUCAGGUGGUCUCUUCAGGUACAGAACCAAGGACAGAUUGAGGACUAACUCAGAGUCCGACAUCUUCAGGUCCAAAUCCCAGGAGAGCACUAACUCAGACUUGUCCAGGUCUAAAAGCAAGAAAAGAACUAACUCUGACUUGUCCGUGUCCAAAACGCCUGUGAGGACAAAUUCUGGCCUCUCCAAGCCCAGAAAGAGACCAGUCCCCAGAAGAGAGAAGGAGAACCGUGGUCCCAGGCGCUGCUUGGCCCUGUGGCUGGUGAUGGAGUACUGUGAUGGGGGAGACCUGAACCACUACCUGCUGUCCAGACCUCCAGACAGCCAGCGGAACCACAGCGUGGUCCAACAGCUCAGCUCAGCCAUGGCCUUCCUCCACCGCCUCCGCAUCGUACACAGAGACCUGAAGCCAGACAACGUGUUGGUCUCUCUCACCCCUGACGGGCCUCUCGUCAAGGUGGCUGACUUUGGCCUGAGCAAGAUGAGUGUUGAUGGGGACCUGGGGAUGGAAGGAGACACUAGUCUGACCAGACAGCACUUCUCCUCUACGUGUGGCUCUGACUUCUACAUGGCUCCAGAGGUGUGGGGCGGCCUCAGCUACACGGCCCAGGCAGACAUCUUCUCCCUAGGGGUGAUGUUCUGGGCCAUCCUGGAGAGACUCACCUUCCUGGAGGAGGGCUCCACACAGGAACAACUGGGUGCGUACGUGUGUAAGGCCCGCUGGCUGAUGCCCCUGGGCGAGGCGUUGUGUGAGAACCCGGACCUCCAGGUGUGUAUCCCCAUGAAGUCCCGCCGCGCCCCACCUCUACCGCCCCCUCCUGGCCAGGCUGUCUGCACCCUGCUACUGGACAUGCUGGCCUCCGACCCUGACGCCCGGCCCACCGCCGCCCAGCUGGAAGACGGGGUCCGCUCUGCCAUGGAGGAGGACUCGCGGGUAGCAUCCCAGAUGGCACCCUAGUCCCCUUCAUAGCACACUACUUUUGACCAGGGCCCCCAUAGGAUCUUUGUCAAAAGUAGUGAGCCAUAUAGGGAUAUGGACCCUGGUCAAAAUAAGUGAAAUAGAUGGGGAAUAGGGUGCCAUUUGGGAUGCAGAGAUGGUGACAGGGCAUCUAUAUCCAAAGCUACUCAUAUUCAGUCUCAUCUACUAGCUGUAGGAGGGACCACGAGGGAGUUGAACCCACAACCUUGGGUUGGUGUUGCCACGCUAACUAACUGAUGCUCUUUUUGUCUUUUCAGUAUAUUCAGUCUUAUGUGGUCCUUUUUAUGGGAAUUGAACCCACAACCUUGGUGACCAAUGCUCUAGUCAUCUCAAAACACAAAAGCAACACCAUGCAUGCGUGCACCAAGUCGUCAGCCACCGACGCACUGUGCUAGUCUACUGACUGAGGGGGGGGGGGGCUACUGCUGUUUCGGCUUACCACUGACAACAUAACUAAUGUAUAAAUAAUAAAUAAAUUGGUCAUUUAGCAGACGCUCUUAUCCAGAGCGACUUACAGGAGCAAUUAGGGUUAAGU